CGGACUCGGUUCUGACUCGAGGAUACGAACACGUCGUCAAGUGAGAUGGAGCCACCUCCACUAACCAAAGAGCUGCCACGGUGACAGACCAUCCAUGAAAGUCCAACUAACUGGGCUCGUCCUUGCCAUGACUCGUGUGGAUGUCCUCGUGGCCCGACCGCAAUAUUCUGCCAACAUUCCAAACGGCGACAACGUCGACGGGUACCCUGCCUUGGGCCACACAGGCAGUGACGGAGGCGCCCUCAACUCAUUUGGAAAGGGUUACAGUUCGACCGGCCGAUGGUCUCUGUCGCUGUGCAUGCGCGACUCGGACGGAGAUGGACUCACGAACGGCCAAGAGCUGGGUGAUCCGUGCUGUAUUUGGACGAAGGGAGCGAUCCCGAACCAAACUGUGGGUCUUUCAGACCCAGGGCUCGGUACCAGCGCCAGAAACAAAACCGACGCUACCAUCGCAUGUCCUGAAAAGAGCCAUGCGAUGUCGCUCGAAGCGUUCACUCCUCCCUCGCUACUCUUUCUUGUGGGCAUGGCCUUUGUGGGCAUGGCCUUCGUUGAAAUUUAACAUCGCAACCUCGACCGACAGUUCUGGCCCCGUUGUCCUUUGUUCCAUGAUCAGGGAACCCCCAAACCGAAUGGAAACCUUUUUCUACCCCUGUGCGCAACACGAAUGCAUGAAACCAGUGCAUUCCUCGUAAUUUCAUUCAAAUUUCCCAGCUUCGAUGAACAAACCUCUACCUUUGGUCGACUUAA
This is a messenger RNA of Aphanomyces invadans, 747 nucleotides long. RefSeq lists its product as hypothetical. Lineage: Eukaryota; Oomycota; Saprolegniomycetes; Saprolegniales; Verrucalvaceae. The transcript has a single exon. Bases 141 to 692 code for a protein of 183 amino acids. The record is from RefSeq and is a predicted model, not a curated record.